CUUAUAAUUUUUAUUUAUUUACAUUGUAAAAAUUUUAAAAUUUCCGCGGAUAAGGGUCCGUAAAAAAGUGUUUGCGGUCCGCCAGUUGCAGGUGACCCCAUGACACGGGGACUUCGUUAACACGGUAAUAGGUAACGUCGCAACGACCGAUUUUCCGUGUCUGGCCCGCAGCAAACGAAAUCACAUAACAUUGUUUUAUGUUAUUUUACGGCGUACCUUCAGCCGGAGCGGAGUCGUCGUCAAGUGCUCGUCUAAACGUUGCUAACCCGAUAACGACGUGUUUAUAUCCGCGAAUCAGUAACAAACACACAGUGGUCGUCGAACGCGCAAUAAACAGCAGAACACGACGAUAUAAUAUUCGCGACGCUCUACGACGUGAUAACAAUAAUAAUACCGGACCCCCGCGAUCGGCCCGUGUUGUGAUGACGUGACGUGCGGUACGCCUACCGAUAUCGUACGACAUGGCCAGGCUGACGAAGGUGGAACUGGUCAGGGGCGUCAUCGGCGACGCGCUGAACGACAGGUCGAAACCGUGGCACGCGGCGUUCGUGUGGGCCGAGGCGCUGACCGGUUUGCCCAGGUUCCGCGUGCUGCUGUGCGUCGUACUGGUCGCAUCGGUGCUGUUCAUGUUCGAGCCCACCGCGGAACUGAUGAGCAACGUGUUCGCGCUCGUCUUGCCGGCGGUGGCCACGGUGUCGGCGACCGUCUCGCCGCCGGUGUGGCGCAAGUACGACCGCGUGUCCGCCGCCGACGAGGCCCGCAACGAGAGGUUCGCGUACUGGAUGACGUUCGCCGCGGUGCUGAUCGUCGAAUCGCUGUGCCGGCCGGUGUUGCGGUUCGUGCCGCUGUACCAGAUGUGCCGGACGUGGUUUUUCGUCUGGUGUUCCGUGCCGAUCCGGGACAACGGGUCCGCGUACGUGCUCGACGCCGUCGUACGGCCGUUGUUCGAGAUGGUCUUCGGUUCGGACGACUGA
Rhopalosiphum maidis (corn leaf aphid) is the source of this 974-nucleotide messenger RNA. RefSeq names its product receptor expression-enhancing protein 5-like. The record is from RefSeq and is a predicted model, not a curated record. NCBI's taxonomy places the organism in Eukaryota, Metazoa, Arthropoda, Insecta, Hemiptera, Aphididae. The transcript has a single exon. Bases 462 to 974 code for a protein of 170 amino acids.